AUGGGCUCCGAGACAUCUUCAUAUCUCAUCAUCGGAGCCGGGGUUUUUGGCACCUCGACGGCAUACCAUCUCAUUCAGCGAUACCCAGAUGCCACCGUAACGCUGGUGGACCGGGACGCCUUUGACGCCAGCCGCCGCGUAGCCGCAUCCUGGGACUGGAACAAGGUAGUCAGAGCCGACUACGCCGAUCUUGGAUACUGCAAGCUGGCGCUCGAAGCGCAGGACGUCUGGCGAGCCGAUCCGCUGUGGAAGCCCUUUUACCACGAGAGCGGCAUCUACUGGAUCAGCCGCACCGGAUUCUCGCAAAAGGUACUGGAUAAUUACGCCAAACUUGGUCGCCAGGCCGAUCUGUACAGCUUGCCCGUUGAAGAGGCGAGGAAAUUGCACGGUGGCAUCUUUGGCGACGCUGAUUACACUGGGGUAAAGGAGGUCCUCAUAAACAAUACUAGUGGCUGGGCAGAUGCUAGAGAUGCAUUGAGGAAGGUGAUAGAGACCUCUGUAGAGAUGGGAGUCAAGUACGUCGUUGCAGAAGUGACAUGUCUCGAAAUCGACGACGUCGGGGUCUGCCGGGGCGUGCGCACAGCCGGCGGGGUUGUGCUGACGGCAACCCAUACGAUCCUAUGCAGUGGAUCUUUUACGCCAAAGCUAUUGGAGAUGAGCGCAGAGAUUAGCGGCAUCGAAAAGCUUCGAGCGGACGAGCGUAUUAUAUCAGCUGGUGUGACAACUGGGUUGACUCAUCUCAAUGACGGCGAUAUGGACUCAUACUCUGCAAUGCCGGUGUGCAUCCAGGAAAACCCCCCAGAACGAGGUGCGAGUAACGGCAUGCUGCCCCCAAACAAAGAUUCUCAAAUCAAGUGGUGGGGUCAAUACAUCUUCAAGAAUACACAAGAAGUCAAAAGGGGCAAAUUCAUAUCUGCACCACCAGAUAAGCCCGACUAUGCCGAGUGGGAGGUUCCAGACUCGCUCAAGAACGAUAUAAGAUUUGCCAGCAAGGUGACUGCUGGCAAGAAGGGAGAGUCAUGGGAGUUGGAACAACACCGUAUUUGCUGGGAAGCUUUGACGCCCAGCGAAGACUUCAUCAUCUCGAAACACUCGGCAGCCGAUCAACUAUUCGUCGCCACGUGUGGGUCAUUUCACGGAUGGAAAUUCUUUCCAAUACUAGGGCGCUAUGUUUUGCAAAUGUUGAACGGGGAAUUGCCCCCUGAAUGGCAGAUCAGGUGGGCAUGGGAUCGUCAACUUCCAGACCCGUCGGACCUCGUGGUAUGGCCGAAGAGAGAGCUGAAAGAUUUGAAGUAA
Pestalotiopsis fici W106-1 is the source of this 1296-nucleotide messenger RNA. RefSeq lists its product as uncharacterized. The transcript is spliced from 3 exons. The record is from RefSeq and is a predicted model, not a curated record. The coding region runs from base 1 to 1296 and encodes 431 amino acids. Lineage: Eukaryota; Fungi; Ascomycota; Sordariomycetes; Amphisphaeriales; Sporocadaceae. Gene Ontology annotation, molecular function: flavin adenine dinucleotide binding; sarcosine oxidase activity; saccharopine oxidase activity.